Messenger RNA from Ictalurus furcatus (blue catfish), 1178 nucleotides. RefSeq names its product forkhead box Q1a (gene foxq1a). Gene Ontology annotation, biological process: regulation of transcription by RNA polymerase II; cell differentiation; anatomical structure morphogenesis. The transcript has a single exon. The coding region runs from base 192 to 1178 and encodes 328 amino acids. NCBI's taxonomy places the organism in Eukaryota, Metazoa, Chordata, Actinopteri, Siluriformes, Ictaluridae. Gene Ontology annotation, molecular function: RNA polymerase II cis-regulatory region sequence-specific DNA binding; DNA-binding transcription factor activity, RNA polymerase II-specific. The record is from RefSeq and is a predicted model, not a curated record.
ACUUGUGCAGGUAGAGAUUCAGCUGCUCUUACACGCGAAGUUUGAGAAGAUUGAACGCAAGUCUGGUUGAACUCCCAAACAAAGCAACUCGGUGAACAGCUUGGAUUUUAUUCUUCCUCUUAUUAUUAUUAUUAUUAUUAUUAUUAUUAUCUUCUCCUCUAAACUUGUCUGUGAGCGAAGGACUUGUGAUCAUGAAGCUGGAGGUUUUCCGCGGCGCGCAUCUCCACGCAAAAGCACCGGAGACGUGCAGCGACGCCGAGACCAGCGUGCCGUCUCCGCUCUCCGGGGAAGACGAAUUAGGAUCAGAUGGCGACUGCGCAGCGCACAGCCCGUGCGCACCUGUCGCGUCUUCCGCCGCCAUGUCCUCUGCAGCAGCGCGCAUCGAGGGUAAGGACAAGGGCAAGCCGUACACGCGCAGACCAAAGCCGCCGUACUCGUACAUCGCCCUGAUCGCCAUGGCCAUCCGUGACUCCAGCUCGGGCCGCCUGACGCUCGCCGAGAUCAACGACUACCUCAUGCGCAAGUUCCCGUUCUUCCGCGGCACGUACACGGGCUGGCGCAACUCGGUGCGCCACAACCUGUCGCUGAACGACUGCUUCCUGAAGGUGCUGCGCGACCCCUCGCGCCCCUGGGGCAAAGACAACUACUGGAUGCUGAACCCGCACAGCGAGUACACGUUUGCCGACGGCGUGUUCCGGCGACGCAGGAAGCGCAUCGGCAAAAAAGCGGGCCGGGAGCAGGACGAGAGCGCAAACCGAGCCUCCACAGACUCUAUAAAUGCGCCCUCGGCCUCAACCAAGUUCACAAGCCCGUUCGCCAUCGACAGCAUCUUGAGCCGACCUUUCCGUAAAAGGGAGCAGCCGGAGCACUGCGUGCCAGAGGACGUCGCUGCGGCCACUUGGCCUGGGCGCGCCCCCGUACCGUCGCCUUACGUCACGCGCGGCGCACCACUUCACGCGAUGGUCGAUGCGAGCGCAGCGGUGCACACACUCCGCGCCUACGGCAUGAUGGGCGUCGCGUUUGAGGACUUGGCCGCCGGGGUCCGGCAUGACAGAGACUUUCUCAGCGUUCCACUGGGCUCAGAGUCCCGAGUUCCGGUCCCGAGGGUCACACCGACCAACGCGUCCACCAAAGUCAGAGCCUUUCACCCUUUUCAAAUAGACUACUUAUUAUCCUAA